AUGCUCAUCCCUGAUGAAGGCGAAGAAGAAUCAAAAAUACAAAAAAAAGUGCUACUUUUCUAUGAUCGCGAAUUCUUUUUGCAGAAAGAACCACCGAAUACAUGGAAGGUAAAGCUGAUGUUGAAAAAUUGCUCGAAUGAUAAAUAUGAAGGGCAUCACGAAGAAAAUGAAAUUGUGACGAACUGA
Messenger RNA from Dentiscutata erythropus, 186 nucleotides. The record is from the annotation of a GenBank genome assembly. Lineage: Eukaryota; Fungi; Glomeromycota; Glomeromycetes; Diversisporales; Gigasporaceae.